This is a messenger RNA of Prunus armeniaca (apricot), 207 nucleotides long. NCBI's taxonomy places the organism in Eukaryota, Viridiplantae, Streptophyta, Magnoliopsida, Rosales, Rosaceae. The record is from the annotation of a GenBank genome assembly.
AUGCAAAUAGUGGACUGGCUUCCGGGGUCGUGGGUGGAUGAGGGCUCGGAGAGCAGGCUGGUAGCGGCGACGGCAGAGAGAAAGAGAGGGAAAGAUAGAGAUAGAGAGUUUGAAGAGGACUUACUGUAUUACAGUGGAGGACAGAAAGCUUUGGCAGCUGAGCUUCAAUGGCGGGUGAGAGAAGGGAGGCAGCUGAAAAAGAAGUGA